This is a messenger RNA of Puccinia triticina, 2760 nucleotides long. RefSeq lists its product as uncharacterized. The record is from RefSeq and is a predicted model, not a curated record. The transcript is spliced from 6 exons. Lineage: Eukaryota; Fungi; Basidiomycota; Pucciniomycetes; Pucciniales; Pucciniaceae. Bases 1 to 2760 code for a protein of 919 amino acids.
AUGGUUGGGAGCCAAAGAAUAUGGAAAGCGACUGGCAACGGAAACUACAUAGUGGACUUCUUCCAGGAAAACAUGGCCAGACGAUCGAUCAAGGACUACUUCAAACCGAUCACAAACCAGACAACGAGCACAGAAAAAACAGCCACGCCAGAAACAACAAGAACGACAUCCAAGAAAACUACUGCCACAACAGCAGAAACAGCCAAAACAACAGCACCAUCCAAGACAUCGAAAAAAGCAACAGCAGCAGCCAAACCACCAACGAAAACGGCAAAGACACCAACAAGAACUUCACCAAGGAAACCACAAGCAACAAUGGAAAAAAAGAAACAGUCUUCGAUCCACUCCACCAGCUCACUCUCCUCACUCGCCUCCUCACUAAGCCUAUCCCCACCCCCCAAAACAGUAGCAGCGAUACCCCCCAAACCAACAUCCCAACCAGCCAAGAAACAAGAGCCGGUCAACUACGACGACGACGACGACGACGACGAAGAGCUGCCGGACUUUGGACUGCAAACGAAGCCCAAAGCAGCCAAAUCGACCCCCAAAACCAACCCCAAAUCGCCCUCCCUAUCGCCCACCUCCACCCUCAACCAAGCCCGACGACGCAGCACACGGCUGCUCGGAUCGGCCAGCAAGCCCCCGUCAGCGUCGACAGCUGCGAGCGGCAGCGGCGGCGCGAAGACGAUCGUGAAGCUGAGCAAGCCGGCUGGGCCGGCCAAGUUCUCGCUCGAAGAGAUCCUCAAGGAGCAGCGCAGCCGGAAGGAGAAGCAGGCCAAGCUCAAGCGGACACGCGAGAUGCUCGGGGCGGACGCCGACGCCGACCAGCCCAUGCCCGACUAUCUGCCCUCCACGACCACCGCUAACGAGCACACCAACGCCGCGCUCCUGCUGUCCACCCCGCAGAAAAAGGGCAAGCAGAAUGACGCCAAGACCAACAGGCUCAACGCGCUCUGUGGGGCGUCCGACGAGCCGGGCUCCCCCGCCGACAGACCCGCCGGACUCCUGCUGGCCGAUCUCAGCCCCACAAAGGCUAGCCUGUUGGACGAGACCGAGGUCGCCCGGUUCCAGACCAUCAAUGCCCAGAAACCGCGCCUCCAUAAGCUGCUCCGUGACGACCUCGUCUCCGGCCAUCUCUCCAGCCUCAACCGGGGGCUCCACUUCCGCCAGCUCUUCCACCCUAACCUCCUCACUCCUCCCUCCGAGCCCUCCGCCACCCCGCCCUCACCGCUCCCCAACAUCGACUAUGCCAGCCUCCAGGGCGUCUCCAAAGAUCCCGACGUCGUCGACUUUGUGCAGGAGUUGGUCGACAACCUCGACUAUUCGAAGAAAGAUCCCGACGCGUUGCCGAUCGACCUGACGCGGGCGAUCCCAGGGCCGCUGAAGCGGGUGACGAUGGGGUCAGAGUCGUCGACGAUGAUGACCCACCAGACGAUCUUCGGGCUGCUGUUCCGCCCCUUGAUCGACCCGGGGUACCCGGAAAUGGUAGCGGCGAAGACGGUGGUGCUGAUCAAGCGUCUGCUCGCCACCCUCGCCGCCACGCCUUACCUCAACCGGCUCACCGAGUUCUGGCUGUCCACCCUCCAGGACGGGCUCGUGCGACUCGGCCUCCUUCCCCAAACCGUCUUCUUCGGUAGCUACCAUGCCGACCAUCAGAUCCCAUCCAACCCCUCGUUCGCUUUCUCGCCCGCUCAGGCUUCCGAGAGAGUCCGGCUCAUGCUCAACCUCUUUGUGGUUCUCUCCUCCGCCUCCUAUCUGAACGACCGCGGUCGGAUAUGGGCGUUGACGAUAGCCUUGCGAGUAGGAGUAGAGCCCACGAGCAGCGGCCUUCGCGCAGACGUGAUCGAGGUGAUAAAGGAGGUUCUGUCACGGGUGUACUACGGAUCUGGGGCGGAGCAGACGACGACGAAGGAGACGAAGAUCGCUCUGCUGGCCGAGACGCUCAAGGUGGGCGUCGACCUGCACACAUGGACCAACCAGCUCGAGCUCCUCCGGCUGUUUCCCGCCCACCAGCUCUUCCGCAAGGCGCUCGCCAUCGGGCUCAUCGACCUCGCCGCAGGCCACCUCAACCGUCCCCCGCCGAUCACUGACGAAGCCUUGCACAAGAUGGCGCGCUGGCUGACCCACAUCACCAAUAAAUUCACUACCGAUCCGCCGCUCCGGGAGGUCUACAACACGCUCAAAGAAGUCUCGCGCCGGCCCUACGAGUCCGUCCCGACGGCAGCUCCGACGGACGACAUGAGCAUGCAAGUGGAUGAGGGACCCUCCGAGCCGGCGUUGGGCGUGGAGGUCAUCGGCAACAGCAGCAAGAGCCUGAUCCAGGGAGGAAAGUUCCGCAAGGCCUUUGCGGCGUACUUGGACGCCGAGGAAACCCUCAACGAGGUCCAAUUCUCCGCCCUCAUUUUGCUUUUCCAGAUCCUUACUAUCGGCCUUUGGGACAUCCUCAUCGACGCUAAAUCUGCCGCCCCCGCCCGCCUCGCCCCUUCCUCCUCCACUGCUCUCCCCGCUUCUCCUCCCGCCGGAUCCCAACUCGCGGGGAACAUCUGGAUCACGCUGGUCCAACAAGCAUUAGCAUCCCUAGACAACUCCAUCAAGAGCGCCGCCUCGCCGCAGAACCAGGCCGAGCGCAUCAAGCUCAAGAACAUCAUCCUGAGGCUCGCGACCGCGUUGGACUUCCUGAAUCGCGAGUCCGUGCUCAUCGUCAAAGGAAUCGACACUAAGGGCCAAACCAAACUAGACAGGUUUCUGAAAAAGACGUGA